Molecule: messenger RNA, 4662 nt
Organism: Apaloderma vittatum (bar-tailed trogon)
Lineage: Eukaryota; Metazoa; Chordata; Aves; Trogoniformes; Trogonidae
Product: serine/threonine-protein kinase ATR-like
Exons: 25
Biological process (GO): DNA damage checkpoint signaling; telomere maintenance; protein phosphorylation
Cellular component (GO): nucleus
Molecular function (GO): protein serine/threonine kinase activity
Source: RefSeq, a predicted model, not a curated record
AUGCGUGAGGAGGUGGAAAAGUCGGUUUCUCCUCCGCUGCUGUGCGAGGUCUCCCGGGGCUGGGCCUGCGCCCUCCCUUCGGGCUGGUCGCCCUGUCUGCCCGCCACCCGCCCGGGUUGCUCCCUCGCUCCCACUUGUGCUAGUGCAGAACAAUACAAUACAGUUGUGCAGAAACCAAGGCAAAUACUCUGCCAGUUUAUUGACAGAAUUCUUACAGACGUAGAUGUUGUUGCUUUGGAACUGAUUAAGAAAUCGGAUUCGCAGCCAAGUUCUGUGAUGUUGCUUGAUUUUAUUCAGCAUAUCAUGAAAUCUUCCCCGCUUAUGUUUGUAAAUGUGGAUGGAAAUCAGGAGGAAAUUGAGUCCAGUUGCAUUGGUUUUAGUAACUGGAUCAUAACAAGGCUUCUCCGAAUUGCUGCCACUCCAAACUGCAACACAUUGCACAAAAAUAUUUGUGAUGUCAUUUGUUCUUUACUUUUUCUGUUUAAAAUGAAGAAUUGCUCCAUUUUUGAAGCACUGACAAAAGACUUGCUACAGCUUUUCCAAGACUUAAUUUUCCUGCAUGAAAGAGAUACACGACAGCAUCUCGGGCAAGAUGGACUGGUCUGGCCAAUGACUGUAGAGAGAUUUUCAACCAAUACAAGUGACGAUAUGGGUUAUUUAAGAUUGGCACCAUUACAACUGAUGGGUAUGCCCAAUGUAGACUGUCUUGAAGUUAUCUUAACAUCUAUUCUGACAGAUAUUGUUGCAGAUAUGUUUUUUGUACAACAAGAUAUUAUUCUCUGGAGCAUAGGCUGCUCCCUUUUGGAGUAUGGCAGUCAAAAAGUUAAAGCUUUGGCUGUGAAGUUUUUAGUAAAAUUAAUUCAUUUAGGUGGACCUCCAGAACAGCUUGCCAGUGUUUUCUUCACAGUCUUUUUUGAAACUCUGCAAUCAACACUUGAAAUGCAUACUGAAGAAUCAGAGUUCUUUGGAGAACCACUCUUACUGUUGGUGAGGACAUUGUUGCCUUUUGAACCGGAUUCUUACAAAAAUAUUGAACCUGUCUACUUGAACAUGCUACUAGAGAAGCUCUGCGCAUUGUUUGAAGGUGAUGUGUUUAGUUGUCUGCAGUCUGAAAAUCUGCAAGCUGCUUUUUGCCAUAUACUGCAGUAUUUUCUGGAGAUUGUUCCAGCCGGCUAUGAAUCUGCCUUACAAGUUAGAAAAAUCCAUAUCGCUACCAUAUGUGAUAUUUUUGUGAAUGUGCUUGGAACUCAGGAGGAACAAGAGUAUCUGGUGAGUCCACUUUAUACGGCAUUAAAAACGCAAACAGAAGAAAUCUUUCAGGAGCUUCAUCAGAAACAGGUAAAUACUUCUGAUACUGAUGAGUGGAGCAGCAGCAGUGAUGAAGUCCCAGAGAAAAGACAACGACUAAGCCUCUCAACAAAACAUCUGAAGACAUCACCUACACCAGUAAUACUUCGUCCUGUAAACAUGAAAUUGAAGAGCACUCUAUGGAAUGCUAUCACAAAGAAAGCUGCAUCCUUAAUACUUAUCCUUGAGAAAGAAAUUGUGACAGCAGAUAUUCUUCAGACUGUAGAAGGGAUUGCUGUAGUUCUGCGACUAGCUGCUCUGUGCAUAGUUCAUUGUUCUCCCAGAACAAACUCUACCAGGUAAAGUAUAGAUCAUAAAGAAACUCAUCCAUGUAACUCUGACACGUGUAAGAACACUCCAAGCUCCUCAGAUUCAGCAAUGAAUAUACAGUUCACAUGGAUUUCCUCUGAUUUUAUCACAAGAGUAGUGAAAGUUUGCAGAAACCUGUUAGAGGCUGCUACACAGAUUAUUAACCUACAGCAAGUGAUUGAUAGAAUAGUGAAAAUCUUUGAUGCUUUGCUGUAUGCACAAGUGAAAAUUCCACUGAAUGAUCAAAUUCUUGAUAACUUAUGUGGAUUGCUGUCUCUGCCCUGGAUUUACAGCCAUUCUAAUGAUUCUUCUUUUAAGCCGUCUGCUUUUGUGUUUGAUCCUCUAGUUCUGAGUAAAAAAACUGCGAAGGGAUUCUCACCCCAGACUCAGUCACACUGUGCGUUCCUUCUGUCUCUCUUCCCAAGAAACAUUCAUUUGGAUUGGAGAAGAUCCAUUUAUCAUUGGGCACUACAAAGUCCCCAUGAAGUAAUUCGGGCUACUUGUGUUAGAGGAUUUUCUGUCCUGCUUCAUCCACCAAGUGGGCAGUCCUGCACUGUCAUUCCCGAAGCUCUUUUAAAUCAAAUCAAAGAUGAGUCUGAGCUAGUCAAGGAGGCUUGUGCUACUAUAGUGGGGAAAUUAUCUUGCUGUCUUUCUGGGACAUUCAGCAUACGACCUUCUUUAGCAGACUCUGCUAUUAAUCGUGUUACUUGCGAUAUUUUAUGUAGCAGCCUUACUGUGGCUUCAGCUCAGGAAAAAACUUGCUCUGUGCAAGCCUGUAUAUUCAAGCCAUUUCUUAUUCUCCUUGAGAACAAAGUAUCCAGUUCAGUAAAGCUAGCAUUUAUAGAAAAUAUACCUCAUCUUUGCAAACAUCUCGAUUUUAACACUGAUGAGGCCAGUGUGAAGGUUCUUGUUGGGUCUUUAUUAAAUCUAAUGGAAGAUCCAGACAAGGAUGUAAGAGUGGCUUUCAGUGACUGCAUAAAGAACAUACUAGAAUCCUUAGACUCUGAAGAAGGAUUCAUUAAAGAGCUGUUUGUUUCAAGAAUGAAGGAAGCCUAUACAAAUGCCAAAAUAUCAAGAAAUAAUGAGCUUAAAGAUACCUUGAUUCUCACAACAGGAGAUAUUGGAAGGGCAUCAAAAGGAGAUUUGGUACCAUUUGCCCUCUUGCAUUUGUUACACUGUUUAUUGUCUAAGUCAGCUUCUGUGGCUGGAGCAGCAUAUACAGAAAUUCGAUCUCUGGCGGCGGCUAAGUCCAUAAAACUGCAAGCUUUUUUCAGUCAGUACAAGAAGCCUAUCUGUCAGUUUUUAGUGGAAUCUCUGCACUCCAGCCAGAUGGCAGUAUUGAGUGCUCCAUGCCAUGGUAAUGAACUACAGAAACAAACAGCUGCUCACCAGAGGGAAAUGGCUCUGGACAUGUUAUCCGAUAUUGCCAGUGUAUUUGAUUUUCCAGAUCUAAAUCGCUUUCUCUCACGGACUCUACAGGUUUUGAUUCCUGACCUUGCAGCCAAGGCUAGUCCUGCAGCCUCCACACUUAUUCGAAUCAUAGCAAAACAGCUGAACGUAAACCGAAGAGAGAUUUUAAUCAAUAAUUUCAAAUACAUCUUCUCUCAUUUGGUCUGUUCCUGCUCCAAGGAUGAGCUUGAGCGGGCACUUCAUUACCUCAAGAACGAGACCGAGAUAGAACUGGGCAGCUUGCUGAGGCAGGACUACCAGGGACUGCAUAAUGAAUUAUUGCUGCGUAUAGGAGAACACUAUCAACAAGUCUUCAACGGUUUGUCAAUAUUGGCUUCAUUUGCAUCUCCUGAUGAUCCCUAUCAGGGACCUAGAGAAAUAACAUCAGCUGAUCAAAUGGCUGAUUAUCUGCAACCAAAAUUGCUUGGUAUCUUGGCUUUUUUUAACAUGCAGUUACUGAGUUCCAGUGUUGGCAUUGAGGAUAAAAAAAUGGCUUUAAAUAGCCUUAUGUCUUUAAUGAAGCUCAUGGGUCCCAAACACAUCAGUUCAGUAAGAGUGAAGAUGAUGACUACACUGAGAACAGCUCUAAGAUACAAGGAUGACUUUCCAGAACUGUGUUGCAGAGCCUGGGACUGUUUUGUUCGAAGUCUGGACCAUUCAUACCUUGGCUCCUUGCUUAGUCAUGUGAUAGUAGCAUUAUUGCCCCUUAUACAUAUCCAACCGAAGGAAACUACAGCAGUAUUUUACUUUCUCAUAGUUGAGAACAGGGAUGCAGUACGGGACUUUUUACAUGAAAUAUAUUUUUUGCCUGACCUUCCAGAACUAAAAGAAAUUCAGAUCGUCCUUCAGGAGGACAGAAAGGAAUCCUCCAAAAGCACCGACUUGCAGACAACACUACAGCUGUCUAUGAGAGCUAUUCAGCAUGAGAAUGUGGACGUUCGUAUUCAUGCCCUUACAAGCCUGAAAGAAACAUUAUAUAGAAAUCAGGAAAAAUUGAUAAAGUUUGUAACAGACAGUGAAACUGUGGAGCCAGUCAUCUCCCAGUUGGUAACUGUACUUCUGAUCGGCUGCCAGGAUGCAAAUUCCCAAGCCCGUCUACUUUGUGGAGAAUGUUUGGGUGAACUGGGAGCUAUAGAUCCCGGUAGGCUUGAUUUUUCAACAAGUGAAACUCAAGGAAAACAUUUUACAUUUGUGGCUGGUGUGGAGGAUCCAAAUUUUGCCUAUGGAUUAUUAAUGGAACUGACCAGAGCAUUCCUUGCUUAUGCUGAUAAUGUUCGUGCUCAGGAUUCUGCAGCAUAUGCAAUUCAGGAGUUAUUGUCUAUCUAUGACUGUAGAGAGGCAAGCUCUGACUGCGCAGGCUCCAGGCUUUGGAGGAGGUUUCCGGAGCAUGUGCAGGAGAUCUUGGAACCUCAUUUAAAUACACGGUACAAGAGUUAUCAAAAGGCUGUAAAUUGGUCUAAGAUGAAGAAACCAAUUUAUUUAAGCAAAUUAGGUGAUAAUUUUGCAGAAUGGUCGGCAACUUGGGCAGGCUAUCUUAUAACAAAGGUAAGAGAAUAA